This is a messenger RNA of Saccostrea cuccullata (small rock oyster), 2293 nucleotides long. Its product is annotated as E3 ubiquitin-protein ligase TRIM39-like. The transcript has a single exon. Lineage: Eukaryota; Metazoa; Mollusca; Bivalvia; Ostreida; Ostreidae. Gene Ontology annotation, molecular function: zinc ion binding. The record is from RefSeq and is a predicted model, not a curated record. Bases 21 to 2003 code for a protein of 660 amino acids.
GAUCAAUGUGAGCGGAUACAAUGGAUUCAGCCUUUAUAACCUGCAAAAUUUGUUUCAAAAAAUUUACCGACCCUUGCCAUUUAGAGUGUUUGCAUGAUUUCUGCAAAGAGUGUAUUCGAAAUGACCUGAAAGAAAAUUUAAGUACAAGACUAGAUGCAUAUUCGUGUCCAAUCUGUAAACAGCUUACGCCAACCAAAAACAAAUCUCCCGAAGAUUGGGUUGAGCAACUUCCACCGAGUGACUUUGUGUCUGCCCUUACUGAAGUAUAUAAACUGAAAAUAGAUGAUAUCUUUUGUUCUUCUUGCAACCGGAAGGGGAAGUCAACAACCGGAAGUAAAUGGUGUCGCACUUGCCGCGAGACUCUCUGUGUAAAUUGCCUCGACGUGCACGGUUCACUAAAAACUACGAUGAAACAUUCCAUCCUAGAUCUAAAGGAAGUCAAAUCGAGAGAAACAAAGAAGAUAAUUUUUGAUUCAAACUGUUUGUCUCAUGAACUCCAACCGCUGACGUCAUUUUGCGAAACUCAUGACGAAUUAAUAUGUUCACUUUGUGCCGCAGAGAAGCACAAAGAUUGUACAUCGAUCAAGACCGUUAAUGACGAAGUUAAAGUCAAGUCACGGGAAAUUCGAGAGUUGUCAUCAAAUACUUUGGAACACCUUCAGAUCACUAAUAACGCAUUGCAGGCGUCGCAGGCAUCCCUCGGUGAACUUGAUAACUCGUUCUUGAAUCUAAGCAAUAGUAUUCGAAGUGUUCGAAAACGUGUGGAUGAAAUGUUUAGUAAAUACGAACGACAGUCUUUAGAAAAACUUGCUGGGAUAGAAAAUGAAUUCCGAGAAAAGUUACAGCAUGACAUUCAAAAAUUAGAAUCCUUGAAUGCAGAAUGUUCACACACAAACCAAUUGCUUGACAACGUGAAAGAUCAUGGUACAGAUGUUCACAUCUUGCAAUGCCUCCAACAAGUUAGAAGAAGGAAUGUCACUCACUCGACAGUUAUUGAAGAAUAUAAAGAACUGCAUGGAUUACCAACGGUUAAUUUUGUAAUCGACAGUCGACUAGAUGAUGUGCUGAACUCUUUGACUUCAGUUGGAGAGCUAGUCGUGAAUGGCAGUGGAAACAAUAAGAAGACACAACAGGUGGGUUCUAAAUCCAGAAAGACAGAGUAUACGCCAAAACAUACAGAGAUAAAGCGAAGGUCAGCUGACAGAACCGUGACAGUUAAAACUCGGUCUGACGAGAAUGCUUGUCUGAUUACAGGAAUUCUCUCUCUGCCUUCACUGGGCUGGUUUCUUUGUGACAAAGGAAACAAAAAACUAAAGCUUUACGACAAUCAGUUUCAGAUGAAGUCGGAGCACUUCCUCGAACAGACGCCUUUCGACGCAACGUGCCUCACUGAUCACGUGGUUGCUGUGACGGCUCCAGAGGAAAUGAAAAUAUUGGUCUUCAAGGUCUUGGCUGGAAUAAAUUUGCAAGAAGAACUGAAGAUAAGUGAACGCUGCUACGGAAUAAGUUAUUCUUUCAGAGAGGAUAAAUUUGUAGUUACGUGUCCUUUUGCAUCACCCGCCUCUGUCCGAGUCCUUUCAAGAAAAGGGGAAGAGUUAAUGAAUCUAACUCCAGAAGAGAACUUGCAGUCUUUGUUUCUCCGUCCAUGGUAUGUCGCAUUUGAUGGAACUGGAAACUCGUAUUUUGUCAGCGACAGUCAGAAUAAUAGAGUAACUUCUAUCACUAGAUCAGUGUACAGACGGUUCCACUACACACACGCUAACAUGAAGAGCCCACGUGGGCUGGCCCUAACAUCGAAUGGCGAUAUGUUCAUCGCGGGGUGGGGUUCGGACACUGUUCACAGAGUUGAUGAGAAUGGAAGACUGAAGGAAGAAUUUUUGUGUCGCCAUGAUGGUAUCAUUAGUCCCCAGGCCGUUUGUGUAUCGAAAGACAACACCACACUGGCACUGUCUCUGGAUCAGACUAGCUGUCGGAGCGAUGUGCUGCAGAUUUUUCUUUUGUGAACCGUUAAGAAUGUAUCAGUCAUUGUUUUCGAAUUUAUCUAAAUUUUGUUACUGAGUCGAUGUUCAAUAUAGACAACAGUCCGUAUAUAACCUCAGUUUUCUCUCGCUUGAACAAAUACUCAUUUUGGUUAAAGGUACGAUGGCAUGUUGUGCACUUAGACAUAUUGAUCCGCUAUCAUCACGUGCUUUACCCUAUGUACUCCCUUGUGCAACAAGGACUAGGUUGUAUCAUUAAGUGAUGUUACUUUCAGCAUCUCCUAUAGGAACGUGUACAUGAAGAAAUAAUUGUA